This is a messenger RNA of Centruroides sculpturatus (bark scorpion), 2515 nucleotides long. RefSeq names its product N-acetylglucosamine-1-phosphotransferase subunits alpha/beta-like. Lineage: Eukaryota; Metazoa; Arthropoda; Arachnida; Scorpiones; Buthidae. The record is from RefSeq and is a predicted model, not a curated record. Gene Ontology annotation, biological process: N-glycan processing to lysosome; carbohydrate phosphorylation. The transcript is spliced from 16 exons. Gene Ontology annotation, cellular component: Golgi apparatus. The annotation marks the transcript as partial. Gene Ontology annotation, molecular function: UDP-N-acetylglucosamine-lysosomal-enzyme N-acetylglucosaminephosphotransferase activity.
GGAAAUGAAGACAUAUCAUCUAGUAGAUUUGCAGAUAAUGAGGAGUUGCGUUAUUCUCUGAGAUCUCUGGAAAAACAUGCACCAUGGAUUCAUCAUGUUUAUAUAGUUACAAAUGGACAGAUUCCCCAUUGGUUAAAUCUUGAUAAUCCUAGAAUAUCUAUUAUCACACAUGAGGAAAUUUUUCCAAAUAAAAGUCAUCUCCCAACUUUUAGUUCUCCUGCGAUCGAGACACAUCUUCAUCGAAUACCAGGACUUUCAAAAAAGUUUUUAUAUUUAAACGAUGAUGUAAUGUUUGGAAAAGAUGUUUGGCCUGAAGAUUUUUAUACUCAUACUAAAGGACAAAAGAUUUAUUUGUCUUGGCCUGUUCCUGAUUGUGCAGAAGGUUGUCCACCUGCUUGGAUUCGUGAUGGUUACUGUGAUAAACCUUGUAAUAAUUCUGAAUGUCAGUGGGAUGGAGGCGAUUGUACAGGUGAUAAAGUACAGAUUGCAUAUCCUCAUCAUUUUGGACAUGAUAAUUCAUUUAGAUAUGGCACUGGAUUUUUAGAUGAUAGUGAUAAAGCUCUCUGUAAUCAGAAUUGUGUUAAUGCUUGGUUGGCAGACAGAUAUUGUGAUCAGGCAUGUAAUGUAUAUACUUGUGCAUUUGAUGCGGGUGAUUGUGGAACUUCUAACUUUCAUCAUUUAUUUGGUAUAAUGUUAAUGAAUGAAAAAACUCACUACGUUAUUCCUAAAGGUGAAAUUUUUGUGUACUUCAACCUUUCCAAUCUUUUAAGUGAUAACGAAACUAUUUCUGAAGGAAAUUAUGAACAUUCUCCAGUUGUUAGAGUUAUGGCUAUUUCAUUGAAAUAUCAAGUUCUUACUGUAGUUCUUUACCCAAAUUACAAUACCACCAAUUUGACUGUAACAAUUAAAGGAGAGAGAUUACAAAAAGCAUUUCAGUUUACUUUUUGGCUGGAAGUAAAUACAUAUCCUUUAAUUAUAAAGAAAGAAAAAGAAGAAACAUUAAGUACUACAAUGAAAACUAAAAGUUUUACUGUAGAAGAAUUUUCUCCUGAAUUAAGACAACCAAAAAUUCUCCAUAUAUCAGAAAUUGUGCCUGACUUAAAUAUUGACAAUGUGAAUACAUCUGAUUUACCUUCAGAUAUUUCUGAAAAUAUUAAAGCUCUUGAGAAAUCAUUAUCAGAAGGUCUAAUUACAGAAAAAGGCUUUCAAAGGAAGAAACAAUUACUUUUAAUGAAAUUCUUUGAAAAGAAUAGAAUAAAUCAAACAAAUUCAGUUGGAUUACAAAAAGAAUCUCAGAAAUUUAAACAAAAAUCCACUCAAGUUAGAAAAGAAAAGGAAAAAUUAAUAUCAUUUUUUAACAAUAAACAUAAAGAAAAAAUUUAUCAAAAAUUAAAUAGUACUAAAACUUUAAGACAGUUAAAAGGUUUAGUACAACCUGAAUCGGUAAUUUUCCAUAAUGGAAAAUUUCCAUGGGAGAAACAAAAUACAUUUAGUAAAUUACAAAAGUUGUUAGAUCAGAAACGUUCUUCAGAUAGUUAUAAUGUUGAAUCCAUUAAAAGAAGGAAAUUACUAGACACAUUUGGAGAUUCGUUACGUCAUGUGAAUAAAUUAUAUAAUGAAGCAUUCGGAUUUGAAACUCGAAAAGUGCCUGCUCAUAUUGCUCAUUUUAUUGAUGUUGAUGUGAUGAAAAGAGUGCAAGAAAAGACUUGGUCGGAUAGAGAAAUAAGGACCGUUUUAACUAGACUUCAUGAUUUACCCCUAGAAUUCUCUGUUAUUCAUGAAUUUGAAGAAAACAUUAUUAAUUGUUCAAAACAAUUUGCAAAAAAUUACAAUUAUGCUGUUCCGACUCCACCAUACGAACGUUAUUAUGAUUCAAAUCUGCCUACGGUAUCUAAGCCACUUGUUCUUGCAUGUAAACCUAUAACUGAUAUGUUAAAACAGUAUUUUGGUACAAGAAAAGCAAAUAGAGUUGAAUUAUUAGGAGAAGAAGAAGUAGCUUUCAAAAUGAUCCAUACAAAUUUAUCCCAAGUUUUAGGACAGUUAGAUGAUAUCCGUAAAAAUCCUAAAAAAUUUAUUUGUUUGAACGACAAUAUUAAACAUGGUACUAAAGAUGCCGAAAUAGUGCGUGCAGUUCUACAAGAUUUUUAUGAAUCAUUAUUUCCCAUCAGGACUCAGUUUGAAUUACCUCCAGACUAUCGUAAUCGUUUCUUGCAUAUUAAGGAAUUAAAGGAAUGGCAGAAAUUUAGAGAUUUAAUUCGUUUUGCUACGUAUUUGUGUUUAGCCUUGCUUAUUAUUUUCUCGGUUGCAUCGUUUUGUUCAUCAGAGGUUCGUCAGUUCGAUUCUGGAAUGAAACGCUCCUUGCGAAGUUCACAGAGAAAGUCUGAUACAAUGGAUGUAUAAUUGUUAAAUUUCUAGUCACAAAUUGUUUUAAUGUAUAACUUUUUUACAUAAUUACUGUAUAUUUACUCCAUGCAUUUAUAUAACUUAAGAUCAUAUAUUUUUAAUUUAAGGAAUA